UCAAGCGUUAAGUCUUUCUCUAAGUCAAGAUGAGUGAUAAGCCAGAUUUGUCGGAAGUGGAGAAGUUUGACAAGUCAAAAUUGAAGAAAACUAAUACUGAAGAAAAAAAUACUCUCCCUUCUCAGGAAACUAUUCAGCAGGAGAAAGAGGCUGUCCACAAAUCAUAAAAUGGAGAUCCUCUCUCAAGAAAAAUUUCAACAUUGCCUGAGAUCCUUGGUUUUAGGC
Nycticebus coucang (slow loris) is the source of this 225-nucleotide messenger RNA. RefSeq names its product thymosin beta-15A-like. Gene Ontology annotation, biological process: actin filament organization; regulation of cell migration. The record is from RefSeq and is a predicted model, not a curated record. Gene Ontology annotation, cellular component: cytoplasm. Bases 30 to 167 code for a protein of 45 amino acids. The transcript has a single exon. NCBI's taxonomy places the organism in Eukaryota, Metazoa, Chordata, Mammalia, Primates, Lorisidae. Gene Ontology annotation, molecular function: actin monomer binding.